UGGGCAGGGCCAAUCCAAGCUCCAGCCUUCUGCCACCCAUUGGACUCCCUCGUUCCGUCACAAGAGGGAGCAGAACCACGACAAACUCACCUCUCGGCCACCACUGUUUCCCUGCGCCCACUCCGACGCAGCAAAGAUGGGGUCCGAUCCGCAGUACGCAAAAUGGCCACUGCUGCCGCUCGCGCAGCAUGUCUUCGCCCUCACCAACUCGUACGCUGGCCAGGCCGGCCAGCAGGCCGCGGCCAAGAGCCUCCAGGACGCCAUCGCCGAGCACAAGAUGGCCCCGCUCUACAGACACCUGGCCCACCCCAUCGAGGGCAUCCUUAAUGUCGCCGGCGAGGGUGGCGCCAGCGGCCCCGGCAAGCCGCUGAGCCGGAAGUCGAGCGGCGUGGGCAUGAUCUCUACCAGCCGUGCCGCUGCGGGGAGCAUGACCCUACCCUGGGACGAGGGUCUCUACCAGAAGCUCAAACAGGACAACGACGCCGAGCUGGAGGGCUUCCAGAAGGAGGAGGACGAGGCCGUCGAGAAGGCCGGCGAGACUGAGAUCCAGGCUGCGAGGGGCAAGAGGGCUGAUUUCUGGGCCAGGGUUGGUGACAAGGAGAAAGCCAUCGCCGCUUACGAGCUUGUGUUCGAGAACACCGGAGUUCUGGGCACCAAGAUCGACCUUGUGCUGGCCAUAAUCCGCAUGGGGCUCUUCUACGGCGACAAGCAGCUGGUCAAGAAGCAGGUCGAGAGGGCCAAGACGCUGGUCGAGUCGGGCGGCGACUGGGACCGGCGCAACCGGCUCAAGGCCUACGAGGGGCUGCACCUGCUGACCUUGCGCUCGUAUAACCUUGGUGCGCCGCUGCUGCUCGAUAGUUUGUCGACCUUUACAUCAUACGAGCUGUGCACCUACAGCAACUUGGUUGUCUACUCGGUUCUUGCCGGCUCCGUCAGCCUUAAGCGCGUUGACUUUAAGUCCAAGGUCGUCGAUGCUCCCGAAAUCAAGGCCAUCCUUGGAGACGGCGAGGAUAAGCUGUUGGCACUGACGGGUGCCCUGUCUGCUGGGCCGGGCGCCGAUGCCGAGAUGGGUGACUCGUCGGCCUUGGCCGAGGGUGCUGCGGCCCCGAGCAAGGCGGCCGUCGUCAACCUGACGACCCUGGGCCAGUCUGGAUCUGAGCAGCCCGACGCCGAGACCGCUGUUGACUUCUCGCCGCUGGCCCAGCUCGUCAGCAGCCUGUACACGGGCAACUACAAGAUGUUCUUCCAGGCCCUGGCCCUGGUCGAGGAGCAGUUCCUCACCCAGGACCGCUACCUGCACGAGCACAAGAACUGGUUCGUUCGCGAGAUGCGCCUGCGGGCCUACCAGCAGCUGCUGCAGAGCUACCGCGUCGUCGGCCUUGAGAGCAUGGCCAACGACUUUGGCGUCACUGUUGAGUUCCUGGACCGCGACCUUGCCAAGUUCAUCGCCGCUGGCCGGAUCCCGUGCACGAUCGACAGGGUGACGGGCAAGGGCAUAAUCGAAACCAACCGCCCAGACGACAAGAACAAGCAGUACCAGGACGUUGUGCGGCAGGGUGACCAGCUCAUCACCAAGCUGCAGAAGUACGGCCAGGCCGUGAGGUUGAGAGGAAGCGAGAGGGCGUGAGGGUUUGCUGGCUAGAACAGGUAUCGUGAAGAUAUAUAACUGUCUGUCCACAGACUUGCUCCUUUGAUGGCGACUCCAUUGGGGGUGUUUGUCGUGAUAGGCAACACGAACAAAAAAGGCGUAAAAUUUCUCGGAUCCUAAUCCAUCAUGCUGGCCAGACAAGUAAACCCGAGGCCACAAGCUUUGAGGAGGGCGAUGUGGCAUGCUUGGUGUUAUCCGUCUUUGUCGUAUAUCCGGGGUUAAACCCUUGCGGGAUGACCUAGCAAACGAUACAUCGAGCAAGUGGCACAAGUGGAUGGCUGAGAGGGUCUAGGUGGACACGAAUUUUGUGAUAAUGCCAUGAGGACGUUGCUCACUUUACUAGAUUUGGUGAGAAAUUACAACUACUGCCUCGGUCCUUGUUUCUCAUGAUAACCCAAGAUUGUAUUUUAUGUGUACCUAUAUGAAAAACGCCCAGUGUCCCGACCAAAAACACCCCAUCAUCCGUCUACUGACCUACUCUCAGCCCCAAAAUCAAGCAAUGAAACAAAAGGCAGGCACAAAAGACCGGCUCAGCCGCCCAACCAUCAUCUGUAC
This is a messenger RNA of Gaeumannomyces tritici R3-111a-1, 2203 nucleotides long. Its product is annotated as 26S proteasome regulatory subunit RPN7. The transcript has 3 exons. Gene Ontology annotation, cellular component: proteasome regulatory particle. Bases 137 to 1627 code for a protein of 496 amino acids. NCBI's taxonomy places the organism in Eukaryota, Fungi, Ascomycota, Sordariomycetes, Magnaporthales, Magnaporthaceae. The record is from RefSeq and is a predicted model, not a curated record. Gene Ontology annotation, biological process: proteasome-mediated ubiquitin-dependent protein catabolic process.